Varroa destructor (honeybee mite) is the source of this 1545-nucleotide messenger RNA. RefSeq lists its product as uncharacterized. Lineage: Eukaryota; Metazoa; Arthropoda; Arachnida; Mesostigmata; Varroidae. The record is from RefSeq and is a predicted model, not a curated record.
GAAAACAAUUAUUAAGCGUUAGAUUGAUAAAUUCGCAGACUUGAAACGGAGUUUUAAAUUUUGUCUUACAUUUACUACUAUCACUUCAGUAAAUGAAGAACAACAGCAAACAAUUCUCAUGAAUGCAAAAGCUUCUGUAGCGCUGUGUGCAGCUAUUCUGUGCGGCUUCUGCGCCUGGCGAGUAACCCAAGUUCAUGAUGCACACCCUACAACUGAGGAGCGCGCAAUCAGCCUACUACGCUUUAUGAGAAGCCUUAAUCAGGAUACUAAAGUGUCCGAGGAAGAACUUGAGAAUGCAAUUAAUGCUUCGUUAGCGUGUAUUAGACGGGAGAUUACGAAGAUUUGUCCCGUCAAACUUAACAACACGCUUCAUCAUUUUGAUCUAAUACAAGAAUGCGGAGGAUCUACCAAACGCCUGCUGGAAUUAGACCACUAUACUGAUAGCUGUGUGAAGCACUUUCCAGAUGCACCUAAAGAAGUCGACGUGGAAGAGCUUGCCAAGAUGUUUGAGAGAUGCCUUCCGAGUGAUGUGUUUUCUUCGGUCUGGACAGACGUUCAGAUACCAAAUCCAAGCGAAAUAAGUGAGAAGGAUAGUGAUGUUGGCGAACUCUUAAGUUAAGCUAAGUGGUUUGUCAUGGGAUUUUUUGCAACAACGGAAUAUUUUGAUAAAAUCAGUAGCCACUUGUUUCGGCUUUAAAAUGCAAACACAAUUAACUGUAGUAGCUAAUACUACGUCAAAAAUAAACAAAAACUAAAUUUGCAAUAUAGUUGUAGCUUUACGAGAACAAUCGGAUACAGGAGUGGAGGAGUCUGUAAAACCAUUGUUCUGGUUAUUAUAUAUACAUAGGUACCUCGUUGUGGUAGCGGUCGAUUGUCCUAGGGCUGCUAUGCGAUUACAACACUGGCACUAUUCACCAGCGGUCCUACGUAUCUAUCAGUAUCUUGCCGGCUCUGAAAGAUAGUGUCGUUCAUCUGAAUCUGAAGCGAAGGUCCGUCCAGCGCCAGGUGAAUCCUAACCAGAUUACAUUAGCGUUAAGAUGUGUAAGAGAAGAAGAAAAAAAAGUGUGACAUUGAAUGAUUGCUAUCAACGUCGAAAGCGUACGUAAAAGCAAAUAGUUGACGCAGAAGCGAUUGAGAACAAAGACCCUUAAAUCAUAGUAAGAAGGUACAGAAAAGGCAGGCAUUAUUGCCGAUGAAGUAUCCGUUUAUUGCGUAAUGCAUUUAUUUUUGAAAAUUAUAUAUCAGUGAAUUUUACGUGAACCGACUGCAAUACCAUAUAGCUGCAGAAAUGUACGUAUACUUUCGUCUAGAACUUUUCUGUGCGUAAGAGCGUUCAUAAUGUAUUGCUUACAAAGCUUGUUUGUGAAACACGAGGAAACCGAUGAGCCUUUCGGGAAGAAGUCUUUGACUAUGUGCAUUACACCAGUAAAUGGUGGCAUCAAACGAACGAACAUGAUUGACUAGAUUGAUUGAUGAAUGAUUAGUCAUCAAACAACCGAAGGCUUGGAAAUCGUUAAAAAAGUAAUAAAUGGAUAAUAAACGGGA